GAAAGAAAAAGAGGAAGAAGGUGCGGAGGGGAGAAGCAGGGAACGAUUCGCCGCCGGGCUUUGGGUCGCCGAGGGUCGGAAAGACGGGAUCGGGCCUAGGAGGAGGAGGAGGAGCCUUGGGCCUGUCAGCCGCCGCGGGACGCGCAGGUAUUAUGGAAGAGAGCAGCAGUGUUGCAGUAUUAGUGCCAAGUAUCGGGGAGCAAGAAGCUGUCCUGAUUUCUGAAACUGUCAUCAACCCAUCAUUGGAAAUUGGCGAAGCACAGAGAAAAUUUAAAACAGAUCCACUAAUCCAUGUUAUCCAGAAGCUAAGCAAGAUAGUAGAAAGUGAAAAGUCACAAAGAUGCCUUCUAAUUGGGAAAAAGCGCUCACUAUCCCUCGAGACACAAGACCUCUGUGAGAUUCCGACUAAAAUCAUCAAGCUACCUGCUACUGGCACCAGAAAGAUUGAAGCUUUGCAAGCAGAUUAUUAUAUUACUGACUGUCUAACACAGAGUAAUAGAAAGACCAUGUGUUACCAGUGUAGCCUUUGCAAUUUUUUCUCCCUCUCUUUUUCUGUUUUAAAAGACCAUCUCAAACAGCAUGGUCAGCAGAAUGAGGUGAUAUUAAUGUGCUCUGAGUGCCAUUUUGCAUCUAAAAAUCAAGAGGAUCUUGAAGCCCAUAUUGGAAAUUUCCAUGAAAGUGAUGCCACAAUCCCCAUCCAGUCCAAAGUCCAGCAGUGUAUAAACCUUUCCAGUUCUCCAUUGAAUGGACAAGUGGAAGGGAAUGUCAAAGCCAUUCCUGAGCCCAUAGUAAACCCAGACUAUAAAGACACACAUGCAAUCCAAUCUGCUGCUGUGGCAGAGAUGGGUCAGAGGAAAUGGUAUACAUAUGAACAAUACGGGAUGUACAGAUGUUUGAUUUGCAGCUAUACUUGCGGCCAGCAAAGAAUGUUAAAAACACACGCUUGGAAGCACGCAGGUGAGGUCGAUUGCUCUUAUCCCAUCUUUGAAGAGGAAAACGAGCCUGCCGGAUUUUCAGACCCUGCCGUGACUCCUACACCUCAAGGAGUUGAAGCCGUAGUACUCGCGAUAGAAAAUGGCGACCUGGGUAUCCCCAGCGGGCAGUCCGUUCAAGUUCAGAUUUGCAGUUCCGAGCAGCUACCGUGCAGAGUGUCUUCACUUGAACGAAAUGUCAAAGGGAAAGAAGAUCCAAGUCAGUCGACCACUCUCGACCCCAGUGCAGAAGACAUGUUGGAAGCGGUGUCGGAUACAGACGACGGUUUGAUCACCGAUAGCCUCCUUUCGUCGGCACAGAAGAUCAUUAGUUGCAGCCCAAAUAAAAAAGGUCACGUAAAUGUAAUAGUGGAACGGUUGCCCAGCGCUGAAGAGAGUGUUUUGCCGAAACCUUUCCUCAUGAAUGCCGACUUCGAGGAGGAAAAAAAACAGAUCUCUACCGACACCCAGAUUUCCUGCGAAGGAGCGGGUGAGAUUUAUCACGCUGAUAAGAGGGCUGUUGAAAUCGAACAAGUGAUCAUAGGAUGGAGCAGUCCCGAGAAGAAAGACUGUGAGUUAAUCUCUAACAAAGGUCUGGCUGCUGAUGAAAACGCCCCCCCAACCCGGAGAAGAACAAACUCUGAGUCUCUAAGGCUUCAUUCUUUGGCUGCAGAAGCUCUGGUCACGAUGCCCAUAAGGGCUGCGGAACUAACACGGACCAGCCUGGGGACUUUCAGCAGCGCGAAUCCUUUAGAUCCAGAUACGGGUCAGAGACAAGUCGAUGGUACUUUGGCAGGACAUUCUAAAAUUGUAUCUCCACUUCAGAGCUCUUCAGAGGAGUUACCGAGCUUAAACCAAAGUGACUCUGCCUUGGUAAAACUUGAGAAGGAAGAACAGGAGAUCUCAGAAGUGCCAGUAAAAAUGGGCAUCAGCAUGUCGCUGCUCACUGUUAUUGAAAAGUUAAGGGAGAGGACAGACCAGAACGCUUCCGACGACGAUAUUUUGAAAGAGUUGCAGGAUAACGCCCAGUGCCAAGCUACCGAUGAAGCAAGUUUGUCAGGAGGCAACUUGGUAGAGUACAUCCCCAGUGCAGAGCGACCCUAUCGAUGCCGCUUGUGUCACUAUAGCAGCGGGAACAAGGGCUACAUCAAGCAGCAUUUGAGAGUCCAUCGUCAGAGGCAGCCCUAUCAGUGUCCCAUCUGUGAGCAUUUAGCUGACAACAGCAAGGACUUAGAAAAUCACAUGAUCAACCACUGUAAAACCAGAAUGUACCAGUGCAAGCAGUGCGAAGUAUCUUUUCAUUAUAAGAGUCAGCUGAGGAAUCAUGAGAGAGAGCAACACAGUCUUCCAGAUAUCUUGUCAGCAACAACGCCGAAUGAACCAGUAGAUUCUAGUGAUUCAGUGGAAGGAAAAUGUAUUCAGGAAGGGACUAAGUCUUCAGUCCAGAAACUCUAUAGAUGUGAUGUGUGUGAUUAUACAAGCACGACGUAUGUGGGUGUCCGAAAUCAUAGACGGAUACACAACUCAGAUAAACCAUACAGAUGUUCACUCUGUGGCUAUGUGUGCAGUCAUCCUCCUUCUCUAAAGUCCCAUAUGUGGAAACAUGCAAGUGACCAAAAUUAUAACUAUGAGCAAGUGAAUAAAGCGAUUAAUGAUGCAAUUUCACAAAGCGGCAGGUUUCAAGGACAGCUCCCCGGAAAGAGUUUAUUAGAGAAUACUGACGAAAGGGCAGAGCCUGUUGGGAGUUGGGAGAACUUGGGAUUUUCAGAGAUGGUCAGCCAGACUCCCAAAGAAGUGGUCGGUUUCAGUGAAAACCAAAAACUUAGUCCAAUAAGGAAUACCUCAGGCAUUUCUGAAAAGAACUGGAGUCAAGCUCCACCCAGUAUGGAAUACUGUGUAUUACUUUUCUGUUGUUGCAUUUGUGGUUUUGAGUCCACCAGCAAAGAAAAUCUCUUGGAUCAUAUGAAAGAGCACGAGGGUGAAAUCAUAAACAUCAUCCUAAAUAAAGACCACAACUCAACUCUAAGCACAAAUUAAAUAAAAUUGUAAUCACUCUAGCAAAAACAAUUGACGAGGAUUCCUUUAGACAAGCUUCUUCCUUUGUUGUCAGCUGAGAUUUUAGAUGAAGAGGGAGUGGCAGGUAGAAAUCUGUAGUUUUGUAAACUGUAUCCCUGCUGCAACUAGUGAAAGUAAGUGAGAAAUCGAUCAUCAAGAUUAAAUACUCUUAUCUUGGGAUAGGAGGGAGGGGAAACAAUGGAGUGAUCUAUUUUAAAACUUUGUACUUCCUUAGCGUCAAGUGUUUGGACUUCCAAAUGCCCACUCACAUCUGACAGAAAUUUUUCAGAAAGUAUUACGAUAGAAGAAGAGUCUCAUUAAUUUCAAGCCAGGAUUGCUUCUCUCCUUUCAUGUGGUGACCAAGUAUAAGGUGAUAAGACACUGUACAAGAAAUUAGACAGGCAAAUUUAAUGUAGGAUAUCUUCAGUGUUAGUUGACAGGCAGUGCUGAUAUUAGGAAGAAAAAAAACCCAACAGGUUCAUUGAAAGUAGUAGUUGACUAUAUGUGAAAUACCUCACUUGAUGGAAACCAUCGUCUAAUCAAGCCUGAUUAUAAAUAUGGCCCUUUGCUUCUUACCGCAGAUAGAACCCUCUUUAGUUUGAGUGUGUAUGGAAAGUUGUUUUUAUUUCAGGUUACAGUAAAUUUGGGAAAGGGGAAAUCGGGUUAUCACCAAAACACAUAGUUUAUGAACAAGAUCUUAAAUUUGCCAUAAAAGAAGUAACUACUUGAAGUUUAAUAAUCUGGCUCAGUUCUAAAAUGGGAAAGUGUUUUUGAAUGAUUUUUUAAGGGGGCACUUCAAACUUGCCGGUUAACAUUUUGUCGUCUUAACUUUUGUCACGAAAUAAAGCUGAACUUACUGAAUGGCAGAGUUUUAAGUUCUACUAUUUACAAAUAGUCUGGAUAACACACACUAAAUCUGUUUUGUUCUUUCCAGGAUUUAUUUAAAAUAUGUAUUCAUGGUUUAAAAUGUUUUUUAUACCCAAAACAAAAGUCUGAGAGACAAAUCCUAUCGUGCUUAGAAUGAGCACUGAUGUCAAGUUUUUUUAUGAGUGUGGUUUACAAAUGGAUACAUUGUUACAUUUGCCUGCAAAGGUACUGCAGACUGAUAUAUUUGAGGAUUGUAUCUUGAAAGAAAACAAAAUUUCCUGUAUAAGGUUUUUAAAAAUGAACACUAGUAAGUCUUCACUGAGAUCUGACCUGAGGCAAACUCUAUGGAAGUUUUAGAGUGUUCCAUUGGGGGUGGAGUGAAAGGCUGAUUCCAAAUGCAUUUGCACUGAACCCAUCACUGUUUCCCUACAUAAUUUUUCAUUGAUUUCAGAUUUGUGUGUCGUGCUUGUGGUGUAUUAUAAGAGUGGUGGAGAAAGAGUUUCUUUGGUAUUUAUUAUCAUGUAUUUAUGCUUAAUUUCUGAAGACAAAAAUAAUUUUAACUAUUUUGAAAGACUGGUACAUGCCCAAAGCAUUGUACUAUUUCUGUGCUUGUUUUCUGACAUCAUCUUCAGACUGUGAAGCUGUGUGGAAAAGAGAGAAACAGAGAGAAAACAUAACGCGUCCCAUUUUACAAAGCAGAUUAAAGCAGGAUGUAGUCACACCUUUAAUUACAUGAAUGGUUUAAGGGAUUUAUUGGACUAUCUUAAUGCACUGUCUGGUUCAUAUUCUGGUAAUUUGGUGGUAAGUUAGGGUGCAUAUGUAGAAAUGUUAAAGCAAGCAAAAACAAUUAAGACUGUAGCAGUGUCUUCAUGAAGUUAAAGUUGACUUCAAUACACAUUUUAUAGAUUUAAAGUAGCAUUUGUACACUUAACAUGAGAUUUGCUCAGUCUUAGUAGCAGGGGAUUUUACAUAUUCAUAGACUGCUAUUUUAGAAUCAAAAUGUAUUUAUAACAAAUUUUGAAUGAGAGCGAAAUAUUUAAGUGGAACUAUUGUCUUCCCAGGAUUUGUUGCUACUAACAUUGUAGGCUCAUUUUCAGAGUCAAAGGAUAAAAAUGGGUCUGGAGCUUUUUUUUUCUUUUUUUCCCUAACUCAUGUUGAAAAUAUCUACAGAGGACCCUUGUGUUAUCUAUAGUGUGGAAAUUCUUGUUCAUGGUUCUCGAUUACUGCAGUGACUAUUUAAAAAACUAGCAUCCAAAAAUAUUUAAAUAAUUUACUGUAAUAUGAAUUUUAAAUUGCCAGUCUUCUUUCUCAAAACUCAUUUCAGUGAUUUUCAUUUAACCUUUCCAGAAGAUAUCAUGUAUUUAAAAAGUCAGCCUAGAAGUAAAAAACAGUUGUUAAACUUCUACCUAGGUCUACAUUUGAGUCCUGCAAAAGUAAAAUAAUGUUGCAUGUUUUCUUGAUUCAAAUACAGACUAAGUAUGAGUGCUCUUUAUCAUCCUAUAAUUAUAUUUUGAUAUGCUUUAGGUUAACCGUGUUCCUACCAUGAAAAGUUGGGGAAUUUCUAAGGAUGAAAUUUGGGCUACAUAUAAUUAGUGGCCAAGAAAUUAGAGCUUAAUUGAAAUGAAGCUGAGAAGAAGCGAUUAGAAUUCUUGUGUAAAAAGAAAUUGAAAAUAGGGUGUUUUGGGUUUUUUGAUCCUUUACAAGCGUACAGUAAAAGGGUAUGUGUUUUGGGGCUAAUAAAUUGCCCUUUUCAGAGCUCCAUCACUUUAGUCUUUUCCAUUUUUUAUUUUUUUUGAAAACCCAAAAUGCAGUGUACAUUCUAAUGCCCCAAAGAUACCUUCCAAAACUCAUAUUUACACUGAUUUUUUUGUAAGUGCAGUCAAGACAGUGACUUGAACUACGUGAUAUGUAAACUUUGUUCUGAUCUCAUUUGGUUUAUCAAUACACCCGGCUCUCCCAAGAAGUGAGGAUUGCAUUCUUGCAAGACCUCGCGUUAAAGAAAACACUCUGUACCACUCUCCCCAUCUGGUGCCUCAGACACACACACCCACCGUUCAAUCCGAUAACAUGUAAUGCUGCACGCAAACUGGCCCGCAUUGUUAGGAGAACGUUCCUUAAUGUCCUAACGAUGUUCCAGUCAAAAUGCACAGCGACAACAAGAUUUAUGGUAGGAAGAACUAUCCAGAAAAGCAUCCAUUCCAGACCAUUCACCUUCAUUUGUGCUUUACAAUGUUUACAUUUCAGCUUCCCCCAGGGAACUUGGUCUGAGGAGAGACUAAUAGCUGAAGACUUAUUGUAUCUUCAGUUUUCACAAGCACUUAUUUAAUCAUUUUUUAAAAUGUACAGCAGGUGCUCUAAGUAAUAUUCUAUAAAAUAUAUUUAAUAGAAAUUUGCAUUUGAGUUUGAUAUUCAUUGACAUGGAUACAUGUAUUUUUUUAAGACAGAAGUAUUGUGUAACACUGACACUGCUCUUUUAUAGCCAAAGUAUAAAACCUUUAGAAGACUGACAUGUAAAGACUGCAGUUAAUUCCAGCCCUUAUUAAAAUAGGAUAAAUGACAUUUUAUAAACUAUCCAGCACAUUAAGCUGCAUGCCUUAAAGCCUAAAGUUCUAGGAUUGUGUUCAUGGUGGAACAGGUUGUCUGUUCCAAACAAUGAAGCAAAGUCUGUAGUACUUUAACUACCUUCUGAAAUACUGUAUGUUAGAAUAAUUUAUUUUGCUUUACAGGAGUUUGUCAUGUAUUGACUUUAAUACUGUAUUUUGGUAAUAAACCUUUUGUUAAAAACA
This is a messenger RNA of Ornithorhynchus anatinus (platypus), 6679 nucleotides long. It is a transcript of the gene ZNF507, whose product is annotated as zinc finger protein 507. Gene Ontology annotation, biological process: regulation of gene expression. The record is from RefSeq and is a predicted model, not a curated record. Gene Ontology annotation, cellular component: nucleus. Lineage: Eukaryota; Metazoa; Chordata; Mammalia; Monotremata; Ornithorhynchidae. Bases 153 to 3008 code for a protein of 951 amino acids. The transcript has 6 exons.